Messenger RNA from Paramisgurnus dabryanus, 1377 nucleotides. NCBI's taxonomy places the organism in Eukaryota, Metazoa, Chordata, Actinopteri, Cypriniformes, Cobitidae. The record is from RefSeq and is a predicted model, not a curated record.
AUGAGCCCAACAGAUUCUUAUCUACUUCACAACUUCAUUUAAACAUCAACUCUUCUUCAGUCAGCAACAUGGGCAUCUUUAUUUUCUACUCUCUUUUGUUUUUCAUUGUGGUAGGUGUGUUUGGUGAUGAAGUGAAGUCAGAGUCAGUGAUGAAGGGAGAUUCGGUUAUUCUACACACUGAUACUGUGAAACAGACAGAUGAUCUAAUUGUGUGGUAUUAUGGACCUGAAGACAUUGUUAUUGCAAGAAUCAAUGAAAAGGAAAAUAUCAUCAUGCUAUCUGAUGAUGAGAGAUUCAGAGACCGAGUGAUGGUGGAUGAUCAGACAGGAGAUCUCAUCAUCACAAACAUCACACAUGAACACACUGGCCUCUAUACACUUAAGAUCAGCAGAAACAAUGCAGUCUUUUAUAUAAAAUCAAAUGUUACUGUCUAUGCUCGUUUGCCCGUUCCUGUCAUCAGCAGAGUUUCUUCUCAAUGUUCUUCAUCUUCAGUCUCAAACUGUGUGGUGUUGUGUUCAGUGUUGAAUGUGAGAGAUGUGAGUCUGUCCUGGUACAAAGGAAACAGUUUAUUGUCCCUAAUCCAUAUGUAUGAUCUCAACAUCAGACUCUCUCUACCUCUGGAGGUUGAACAUCAGAAUACAAACACAUACAGCUGUGUGGUGUCCAAUUCCAUCAGAAAACAAACUCAACAUCUCAACAUCGCUCAACUUUGUGAGCCAUGUUCAGUUUCUCCUGAACGGACGUUCAGUAUACUUCCAUUUGUAUUUACUGUUAAGAUCUGGGUGUUCUGCAUCAUCAGCCUUCUCUAAAUACGCAAAAGAAGAAAGCUCAUAAAGCAAGUCUUGUGAAACCAUUACAUGCUGGAAAACUUUGACUAAAGAAGUAGCAGAAACUGCAGAAGGAUAUAUUGCAGAUGCUUCAAGGUUUCCGAAAGGACAGCAAAAAGGCAACAGACUGACACUUAUACAUCUACUGUCUUGAUACACUGCUCACAUUUGUAAGGUAUGGCAGUGUCAUAACUAGAUCGUAUGUGAUACUUGAAUCGCUAUUAAAUAUGAACAGCGUGGGGAUUAUCUCUGGAUGUCAACACCAAAGAGGUCAGAGCCAGGUCUGUUUCUAAUCGGUUCAUGUAAUUGCCCAAAAGUGAUGAUAACUCAACAACCACAGUUGGACGUUUACAACUCCUCCUAAAGAUUGAAAGAGAGCAGACAAGAUUUGAAAGGUUACAGCUGGCCCUAACAGAGACUUGAAUUGUGGUUGACACAAAAUAAAGUACACACAAAAAUAUUAUACACUAUAAUCUAAAAUGAAAUGAUCCAUGUUAGUUUAAAGAAAUUGCACUUUGAUGUCUCUAAGAAAGCAGCAAAUGCAAUGAAA